GGACUUUAUAGAAGUGAUAAUUUCAAAUGGCACUGGACCCUGUCAGACAGUUUAUACAAUACAGAGAUAUUCAAAAACAGAAAGAAUAUAACUAAUAAUGGGGCGUGUGCUGCAAUGGACAACAAUUGGAAAUGGUUUAAUGAUGACUGUGACUCCCAAAAACAAUUUGUAUGCUUUAAUGCCAGUAAAAAGUAUAUCCUGAUUGAGAAGAACAGUUCCUGGAAGGAGGCCCAAGAAUAUUGCAGAACAUUCCACACAGAUUUAGCCAAUGUCAGAACCUGCACAAACAAUACUGUUGGUGACGUAUGGAUUGGACUAUUUAAGGACUUCUGGUCGUGGUCAGAUCAGAGCAACAUUUCAUUUCGUUUCUGGAAUUUCAGCCUGCUGAAGCCAAUUGAAAGACUCCACAACUGUACUGUAGUGAUGGUGAACCAAACAGGGAGAUGGAAUGAUGUUCAGUGUAACACCACUCUGCCCUUCAUCUGUCAUGGUGAUCUUAAACCAACCACUAAACCAGCACCAACAACCAGACAGAAUCCAAAUUCAUCUCUCAAAUCUGUUCCUGGAUCAGCAACAACUCAGUACAAACUACUUCAAAAUACAACCAAGGUGGAAAAUACAAGCAGUCAGACAAUACAAAUACUCACUACAGGUGCAGAGCAAGGUGAGUGAUUCGCUCACUGUGAAUGUUUGUUAGUUUUUCUUAUUUGAAUUUAUGCAAAAGUUGGCCUACAUUGUUUAUAGGACGUAUUAUUACAUUCCACUGUCCUCGCCACAAAAGCAUUAUUAGCCUGCUAGAUAACAUUUCAAAUCAGCAGAAUUUGAAACAGCCAUGUAUACAUAACA
Carassius auratus (goldfish) is the source of this 846-nucleotide messenger RNA. Its product is annotated as C-type mannose receptor 2-like. Lineage: Eukaryota; Metazoa; Chordata; Actinopteri; Cypriniformes; Cyprinidae. The transcript is spliced from 4 exons. The record is from RefSeq and is a predicted model, not a curated record. The coding region runs from base 115 to 672 and encodes 185 amino acids.